UAUUAUUCUAUGCGAUUAUUUUUUUGAAUUUGCCGCCACGAACUUCUCCGCCGUCGCCGCCGUCGCCGCCGUCAAAAUGGCCGGUGUGGAAACUGGAGGAGAAGGAGUUAUGGACUCCACGAAGAAGAAGCGUAAGAGAAAUAGAGGCAAAAGCAAAACUCCGGAACCCCGAAAAGAUGAUGAGAUGGAAGCCGAAGACGACGAAGUAGAGAAAGAGGUUGAGGAAGAAGAAGUGGCAGUGGAGGAGAAGAUGAAAGAGAAGAAAAGGAAGAAGGAAAUCGAGACAGCUGUAGAAGAAGAGAGAAAGGUGGAAGAGGAGAGUGGUUUCAAGGUGAAUCCGCCGUCGGGGAUUAUGAGCAGCGAAGCGUUUGAAGCGCUGCCGUUGUCGAAGCUCUCUAUGGAUGCCAUCAGAGAUAUGAAAUUUAGCUUUAUGACUCAGAUCCAAUCUAGAUCAAUUCCACCACUUUUAGAAGGGAAAGAUGUUCUUGGUGCUGCAAGGACAGGUUCUGGGAAAACACUUGCCUUUUUGGUUCCAGCUGUUGAAUUGUUGUUUAAUCUGCGUUUUACGCCUCGGAAUGGGACUGGUGUCAUUGUCAUUUGUCCAACAAGGGAGUUGGCAAUGCAGACGCGUGAUGUAGCUGAGGAGCUUCUGAAGUAUCACUCGCAGACACUGGGAUUGGUAAUUGGGGGUGCAUCACAAAGAAGAGAAAAAGAGUGUAUUGUCAAAGGAGUAAACCUUUUAGUAGCGACCCCUGGUCGACUGCUUGACCAUCUCCGAAGAACAAAGGGUUUUAUAUAUAAAAACCUCAAGUGUCUUGUGAUCGAUGAAGCUGAUAGGUUAUUGGAACAAAAUUUCGAAGAUGAUAUGAAGGAAAUUAUUAAAAUUUUGCCUAAGGAGAGGCAAACGGUUCUUUUCUCGGCUACCCAAACAAAGAAGGUUGAGGAUCUUGCGAGGUUAUCCUUUCAGACAAAGCCAGUUUAUAUCGACGUGGAUGAUGGAAGGAAGAGGGUCACAAAUGAAGGACUGCAGCAAGGUUAUUGUGUUGUCCCUUGCUUCCAGAGAUUUAAUCUUCUCCACGCCUUCUUGAAGAAGAAUCUGUCCAAGAAAGUCAUGGUUUUCUUCUCCUCCUGCAAUUCUGUCAAGUUCCAUUCAGAACUUCUUCGAUACAUUCAGAUCGAUUGCCAAGAUAUCUAUGGUAAGCAGAAGCAGCAGAAAAGAACAUCUACCUUUUUCAAUUUCUGCAAAGCUGAGAAGGGCAUCUUGUUGUGCACGGACGUUGGUGCACGCGGCCUUGACAUUCCGGCAGUGGACUGGAUUGUGCAGUAUGACCCUCCCGACAACCCCAAGGAAUACAUUCACAGAGUUGGCCGAACAGCCCGUGGGGAAGGAGCGAAAGGGAAGGCCUUGCUUUUCUUGACUGAGCAAGAGCUACGGUUUCUUGCAUACCUUAAGGCUGCAAAAGUGCCACUCGAGCCGUAUGAAUAUGAUGAGAAGAAGAUGGUGAAUGCUCAAUCUAUGUUGGCAAAGUUAAUCUCCCAAAAUCCUUACUUAAACAAGUCAGCCAAAGACGCCUACAGAUCCUACAUUCUGGCGUACAAUUCACACAAGAUGAAGGACAUCUUCAAUGUUCAUAACCUCAAUCUAGAGGAUGUGGCUGCUUCGUUCUGCUUCAGCUCGCCCCCGAGAGUGAGCUUAAACAUCAACAGCAAUGCCUCCAAGUUCAGGAGGAAAUCGCGUAAAACUGAUGGAAGCCGGCAUGGAUUCAGCCGGAGCAACCCGUACGGAAGGAGAGGUGGAGACGACACGCGACAGUUUGUUAGAUAUUAAGUUUACGGCAGAUAACAUUAAAGUAUGCCACUUUUGAUGGACAAAGAUUUUAAUAAAAUUGAUGGUGAUUUUUAUAUAGUGAAAAAAAAAAAGGAUCUCACCAUUAUAUAAGAUGAGUGAUUGAGAUUGAAUUUGAGUUUUAUUUUUUUUU
Molecule: messenger RNA, 1979 nt
Organism: Salvia miltiorrhiza (redroot sage)
Lineage: Eukaryota; Viridiplantae; Streptophyta; Magnoliopsida; Lamiales; Lamiaceae
Product: DEAD-box ATP-dependent RNA helicase 27-like
Exons: 13
Coding region: 77-1828 (583 amino acids)
Biological process (GO): maturation of LSU-rRNA from tricistronic rRNA transcript (SSU-rRNA, 5.8S rRNA, LSU-rRNA)
Cellular component (GO): nucleolus
Molecular function (GO): nucleic acid binding; ATP binding; RNA helicase activity
Source: RefSeq, a predicted model, not a curated record